Phalacrocorax carbo (great cormorant) is the source of this 3924-nucleotide messenger RNA. Lineage: Eukaryota; Metazoa; Chordata; Aves; Suliformes; Phalacrocoracidae. The record is from RefSeq and is a predicted model, not a curated record.
GGGGGAAGCGGGGGGGACCCCAGAGUGACACCCCCCCCUCCUCGGCAGCCCCUCCCGCAUGGCCGGGCAGGGGACUCAGGCGUCUGAAGGGGGAUGCCCAGGGUGAGGGGCACUGGGGGGGCACCGGCACCCACCGACCCCACCCCCUCGAGCCACGCCCACCCACGGCCACACCCACCCACCGCACAGGCCCCGCCCCCCGGCACUCACCUUUUGGACUGGUGUCCUCCUGUCCCCACGAUGCCCUGUCCCCAGGGCACCCUGUCCCCAUGCUACUCCAUCCCCUGCAUCCUCCUGUCCCCACGCUGCUCCCACCCCACGGUGCCCCAUCCCUGGCGCACCCCGUCACCACCACGCUCCGUCCCCAGCGUACCCUGUCCCCACAAUGCUCCAUCCUCAUGGUGCCUCAUCCUCAUGGUGCCCCGUCCCCACGGUGUCCUGUCCCCACUGCGUCCCAUCCCCACUGUGUCCCAUCGCUGCUGUGCCCCAUCCCCACCACACCCUGCCCCAGUGCUUCCCCAUCCCCGCGACGCCCCAUCCCCGCAGCCCCCAUCCCCCUGUGCUGCCCCAUCCGCAUCGACACCCCAGCCCCAUAAGCACCCUGCGGCCCCAGCCCCAUGGCACCCUGCCCCUCUGACACCGCGUCCCCGCCAUGGCCGUCCCUGCGGCCCCGUCGUCGCUCCGCCGGCGGGCGAUGGCUCUGGCUCCUCGCCGGUGCCCGCUGGUGGGGGGCGAGGCGGCGAGCGCCGCUUCCCCGAACCUGCUGCUAUUUUUACUCUCUCUGCAGGAGGAUUCGCUGCUGCGUGGAGCUGCAGCUCCCGCCGCAUGGCACAGGGACGGGCACGGCAUGGCACGGUGUGGCACAAGCUUUGCCCCUGCACACCGCCGAGCAGCCUUGGUCCCCACGGUGCCACGAUGGGGCCGACCCGGCGAGGAGCGGGACCGUGUGGGGCACACGUGCCCGGAGCCACGUGGCACUGGGGGGUCUCAGGCACCGCAUCCCCUCCCCAGCACAGUGCCGGGCCCGGUGCAGUACCCCCCUGCACCGAGCUGCGAGUGCCACCCGUGGGCGCAGGCUGCGUGGGUGCGGGCGCGGGCGGCGUGUGCCGAUCCCAGGGGGCUGCGGGUGCUGCCGCUGCGGCAGCGCAGAGAGGGGAGGGGGCCUGGCCACCCCCUCACACGGCGCCUUCGCGGGUGGGAGGAACAGGAACGGCAGCGGGAAGGAGCCCGGGAACCUGUUGCCAUAACAACUCGGGUCCCACGCCGGGAUGGGGACGGGGACAACGCUCAGAGCCUGGCACGGGGACCCCCAACGUGGGGCAGCAUGGGCACAGGGUGACCACGGGACCCCGCACCCUGUCCCCCUGGCUUGGCCUCGCAGUCCCCUCUGUGGGGCUGGGCACUGCCACGUGGGGCUGCCCUGUACCACAGAGCCAAGCUUGGCUGAGCAGAGCCCAGCUUUGCUAUGCUAAGCCGAGCUUUGCCAUAUUUUCCCAUGCAGAGCCGGACUUCGCCAUGCAGAGCCAGGCUUCGCCAUGCAGAGCCGGGCUUUGCCGCGCUUUGCCGCGCAGGGCCGGGCGGGCGGGAGGCUGGUCCAUGGCACGGUGCCACUCGGGUAAAUAUUUUGCUGGAGCGACGGCUGCUGGCCCACGGCCACCUGCAGCCUUUGGAGCACCGGCAGAUCCGGGGGCCGGAGCCAGCUCCCAGCUCCCCCUUCCUCGUUCCUCCUCAGAGGCAGCUUCCUCAGCCCCAACGCCACCGACACCGCUCCAGCCCCUGGCCAGGACGCCCCGCAGGAGGAUGGGUGCCACCCAUCCGGCUGCCGGUGACCCCACUGUCCCCCUGCAUGGGGACCCCCCAAUUGUCCCCCCGCAGCGGGGCUGGGAGAGGUGUCCCCGAUGCCCGGGUCCCUCCUGGCAGGGCUGCGGCAGAGCCCGGCAUGUGCAGCGCCGAGCACCGGUGCUGAGCAGUGCUGGAGGCUGUGGCGGGGGGGGGACGAUCCCCUUAUUUCCCAGGAGGAAACUUUGGGGUUGGUGGAAUUUUCCACCAGAAAAAACACUGAAAGCUGGGGCAGAGCCGGGGCAGCCGGGCACAGCCCCGGGGGGGGGGGGGGCGGGACAGUCCCCUGCCUUCAGCCCACCCCCAUGUCCCCGGGGCUGCGGCUGGCGGCGGUGGGGGAGCCCCCAGCACAAAGGUGAUGGGAAGUUUUGGGGGUCCCGUGUCCCUGCAGGUGUCCCCUGGCCAUAUCCCGCCAGGGAUCCCACCCCUGAAGGAGCAGUGUCCCUGUCCUGUGGAGUGGGAGUGGGGUGCCUGUCGGGCACAGAGCAGCUGGGAGGGAUUUUCCUGCUGCCCCUCCGAGGGGGAGAGUGCCCCUGCCCCCUGCCUGCCCUGCCUGUGGCUUUGUGGGGAAACUGAGGCACAAGGGACGUGGAAUCACGUGGAGGCACCCGUUCCCAUGCCUGUCCCGUCCCGUCCCACCUGGCCACUGCAGUUGGGGGCCACCCCCCUGGCAGGGAAGGGGUUAAGGGCCCCUCACGCGUUGGCUGAAACCCCUCAGGGGCUCCCCAAGGGCUCAUUACCUCGACCUCAGCCCCCCUACCCGGGGGGAUGAAUAAUUCAGUGCCUUGUAGGAGACGUGUCCUCCCUCCCUCUCCUUCCUCCUCCUCCUCCUCCUCCUCACCGGCUCAGCCUUCCCCACCUCCCGCUGCUCUCAGUCCUCGCCGUACCGAGCCCCGGGUGCUACCGAACUCCGCUCGGCACCGGCGGCAGAGACCCCCCGCCUCGGCAGCGGCGUUGCCGGUGACGCGUGGUCGAGGCCAUGGACCCCAAGGACCGCAAGAAGAUCCAGUUCUCGGUGCCGGCACCCCCCAGCCAGCUGGACCCCCGCGCCGUCGAGAUGAUCCGCCGGCGGAGGCCCACGCCGGCCAUGCUCUUCCAGCUCUCCGAACAUUCCUCCCCAGGUGCCAGCAGCCCUGUCCCGCUCACCCCUCUCUCCCUGGCGCUGCCGACCCAGAGGACGAGUCCCUGCCCUACCAGCGCUCCUCCGGUGAGGGCUGCCUGCUUAAACCAAAGAGGACCAACCCGUGUGCCUACACACCGCCCUCACUCAAAGCGGUGCAGCGCAUCGUGCAGUCCCACCUGGAGAGUGGCCUGGCCGGGGGUGACAGCUCCGACGGGGAGGGUGAUGACGGGGAGCAUGAGCUGGCCCACGCCUGUGACCCCGACAGCGCCCUGGAGCCUGAAGCCCUGGGGAGCCAGGCCAGAGCCGAGCGGAGCUACUUCCCCGCCGGCCCCAAGGCGCACAAGCGGAAAGGCGGGCAGAAGGUGUCCUUCGCCGGCGGCAUAGAGGAGCGCGGGGAGGACCUGAAGUCGCUGACGGUGUCGGAGAUCCCCGAGGACCCCGAGGGAGCCGAGGGUGACGAGGAGGAGGCGGGACGGGAGCAGGAGGAUGGUGGCACCGGGGAGCGGCGACACAUCGGCUUCGCAGAGGUGCCCUCGCGCCCCAUCAGCACCGAGCGCCACUCGCCCACCUUCCCGCUGGGCACCAGUUAGCCGGCACCAGGCACCGGGCACCGGCCCCCCCCGGUUGCCCCCCCCCGGCCGCAGCAGCUUCGCCAGCAUCGCCCCCCGCCCAGCCCCGGCUGACCCCUCGCCCGCUGCCUGCCCUGCCUGCGCUUCGCGUGCCGGGCCGUGCCGUGCCGGAGCCCCCCGCACGCCAUGGCCGCCUCCGUCCCGCUCCGGGGGUCCCGUCCCCGGGGAGCCCCACGGCAGCGGCCGGCGAGGCCUCGUGUCCCCCCGGCUGCCGGGGCAGGAGCUGGGGCCGGGACCCCCGGGUGCUGGGGGGGUCUGGGCCCCCCCCGGCUCCUGCCCCCCCCCCAACGCCCCCCAUCGAGCAGAGCCCCCCACCCGCAAUAAACGGCUGUA